CACACUCUCUCUCUCUCUCUCUCUCUCUCUUUCUCCUUGGUCCGCCUUAUUUUAUAGAUGUGUAACUUUUCAUCAAUGAUUCACUCUCUUGAAGUUGACCUUCCUUCGUGACCGUAAACAAAAAAAACUGACAGCCUUGAGCCUGCCAGCUGAGUCUCCUCAGUGUCCUGAACGCAGCACACUGAUCAACUCCUCGUCUGCACGCAGGUCUGUUCACUGAUGCUGGAUCAGCGGGAGUGGAAUGGAUAAUGGCCAUGGCACACUGUAAUCUGCGAUCACCAUCCUCCUCUCCCCGUGAUGAUGUCAACCUGGGAGCUUCAGCAAACCCAAAUGCCAGGCCAACUGACUUUGACUUCUUGACUGUCAUUGGCAAGGGGACAUUUGGAAAGGUCCUGCUUGCCAAGCUCAAAGCCGACAACAAAUUCUACGCCGUCAAAGUGCUGCAGAAGAAAGUCAUCCUGAAGAAGAAAGAGCAAAAGAACAUUAUGGCAGAGAGAAAUGUGCUACUGAAGAGUCUCAAACAUCCCUUUCUGGUUCGGCUCCACUACUCCUUCCAGACCCCGGAGAAGCUCUACUUUGUCCUCGACUAUGUGAAUGGCGGAGAGCUGUUCUUCCACCUGCAGAGAGAGAGGUGUUUCUCCGAGCCCAGAGCGAGGUUCUACUCAGCCGAGGUAGCGAGCGCCAUCGGCUAUCUUCACUCUCUCAACAUCGUUUACAGAGAUCUGAAGCCAGAGAAUAUUCUCUUAGACUCUCAGGGCCAUGUGGUGCUGACAGAUUUUGGGCUGUGCAAAGAAGGUAUAGAGCCGGAGGGAACCACCUCGACUUUCUGUGGGACUCCAGAAUACUUGGCUCCAGAGGUUCUUCGUAAGGAAGCCUAUGACAGGACAGUGGACUGGUGGUGUCUGGGAGCAGUGAUCUAUGAGAUGAUCUACAGCCUGCCUCCUUUCUACAGCCGUGACAUCGGUGAAAUGUAUGAUGGGAUCCUUCACAAGCCCCUGCCACUGCCCCCAGGAAAGUCUGAUGCUGUCUGCUCUCUGCUGGUGGGUCUUCUGCAGAAGGACCAGCACAGACGCCUCGGGGCCAUCGCCGACUUUUUAGAAAUAAAGAACCACAUUUUUUUCUCUCCAAUCAACUGGGAUGACCUUGACCAUAAGAGAAUAACUCCUCCUUACAACCCGAAUGUGAGAAACAGGUGACAAAGGUUCACCAGUUCAACCUGUUUAGAGGCCCAGCUGACACUCAGCAUAUUGAUCCAGAGUUCACCAGAGAAGUGGUUCCUAACUCGGUGAGUCGGACCCCGGAGCUCAACACCAGCAGCAACAACGCCUUCAAUGGGUUCUCCUUUGUCGCCACCGAGGAUAGCUUUCUGUGAGGCAGGAGUUAACUGUUCAAAUGUUUAAACAGGGUGAUUGAUUUUAUGGAGUGAUGACACCUUUUUGAGUCACAUGAAAAUGAGUACUCUUCAUGUAACAUUGCAGGAAUUCCAUGUGGUACCUCCUGUUCGUCUACUGUAGGGAUUCUCUCUUGAGGGUUUAGCAGAAAAGGAGACCUCCUGCAAUGGAGACAUUUAAUGUUAAAAUAUGAAACUUUUUUUUGUUUUGAAGUCCCAGGACUAUUCUUAGAGAGAUAGCGAAGUUCAACAUAAACGUGUUACCAAAUAUUUAGGGCUCGCAAGAAGUAGGAGCAUCUUUAAGAUGCAGUGCAAAUGAUUUUUAUCCCAUUAAUUUGCAAUGGAAUGAAUAGUGUGUUUAACAAUUAUUUUAUAUACAGACAUGAUCAUAUUGCGUUGGUACAGUCAGACUAAAGGCUUUAUUUUCCUAAAAUAGGGUGCUGAUGCAAAUGCAAGCAAUAUCUCCAUGCACAAACAAAAAUAGGCAUGACUGGGAAAUAUCUUUUGCAAUUUUGGUGACCAAAGGCAUUGGUGCAAACCAGGUGUAACUAGACAGCUGAUGCGUAAUGGUGCAGCUGCUGAAAUAUCAAUGCGGCUCAAGUGGUUCAAGUUGUGCAAAACAAUUAAAACAGGCUUAUGAAUAAAAAAGUUACACUGUGCUCCUCUGCAUGUCUAAACAGCCUCAUUUAUGGAUGUUCAUCCCAAUAAAGUAUUUAAUCAGGAAAAUAUAAAAUAAUUAAAAGGAAAAUAGGAUUAAUGAAUGAAGUCAACCCUGUGUAAACAUGCAGCCCCUCUCCCAAAUCAGAGACUGUAGAUGAAACACAUGUGUCAUUCCUGCUGCUGUGUGCUGAUUACAAGUGUUUAAUCAACUACACGGCUCCCAUUCUACUUUAGGAGACUCUGGGAACCACAAGCACUGCUGCAUUCUGGGAGCUCAGGGCUCUAGAGGGGCAAUAGGGUAAUAUGAGCUCUUUGGGUUAUAACAGUGCCUGACUAUUAAGAGCUUUGUAGGUCAGGUGAAGGAUUUUAAAUUCCAUUCUGGAUUUUACAGGGAACCGGUGCAGUGAAGCUCAUCCAGGAAAAAUAUGAUUUCUUUUUCUAGUUCUUGUCAGUAGCUAAUACACGCUGCACCAUUCUGGAUCAGCUUGAGAGUCUUAAGGGACUUGUUUAAGCAACCUGAUAUUAAGGAAUUACAAUACUCCAGACUAGUUUUUGCAAUAUUAAGCGAGGGAAAAAAGGCACUGCUUGAAGUUUGUUUAAUGUAGGCAUUAAAGAAUAUAUCCUCCAUGUAAGAGAGAGCAGAAGAGGGAGAGAGAGAGAAACCAUCGCUAAAUACUAAGCUAAAGUAGCUAACAGAUCUAAUAGUAGAUAGAUCAAUAAUUACAUCUGGUGUGAAACAGAAUCUCCUAGUCUUUACAAUAAUGGUCUUGUUUGUUUAUGGCAACUAUGUUAACAUGGGAAAAUUAAUUUGCAGAUGAUGCACCGAUGAUAGAAAAUGCUUCAUGUAGCACCUUUUUUAAAAUUUAACUACACCACUGUGUGCACAGCAUGGCUGUUCAUUCUGUGGACUGUAGUUUUAUGUUUUGCAACUGGGAAACUGGGGAAUUAUAAUAUUUUAGCUUGUAGAUAGCAGACAGUAAAUGUCAAUGUUAUAUUGAAAAUACUGUAUGUAACAUCUGUAAAUAUACAGUAGUAGCUUUGCAGUAUGUACUCUAGUAAUGUGAUUAUAUCAAAGUAAACCAUAAAAUGCCUCUCUGUCUUGAAAAUGGACUUGGUGAUUGAUGGUGCUUGGCGUUUGCACUAAUGAAUGAUACACUUGUACAUCUGAUAUUUUAUUUUUAUUAUCUCAUUUAUAUGUAUACUUAAAGUCUUGUUUGUAAAUCUGAUAUUAAAGAAGCUCUUUUCGUUCAAUUUCUGA
This is a messenger RNA of Etheostoma cragini (Arkansas darter), 3308 nucleotides long. It is a transcript of the gene sgk2a, whose product is annotated as serum/glucocorticoid regulated kinase 2a. The transcript has 14 exons. Gene Ontology annotation, molecular function: ATP binding; protein serine/threonine kinase activity. The record is from RefSeq and is a predicted model, not a curated record. Gene Ontology annotation, biological process: protein phosphorylation. Bases 249 to 1196 code for a protein of 315 amino acids. NCBI's taxonomy places the organism in Eukaryota, Metazoa, Chordata, Actinopteri, Perciformes, Percidae.